Molecule: messenger RNA, 1357 nt
Organism: Aphanomyces astaci
Lineage: Eukaryota; Oomycota; Saprolegniomycetes; Saprolegniales; Verrucalvaceae
Exons: 4
Coding region: 14-922 (302 amino acids)
Cellular component (GO): peroxisome
Molecular function (GO): L-serine:pyruvate transaminase activity; L-alanine:glyoxylate transaminase activity
Source: RefSeq, a predicted model, not a curated record
AUUUGAAAUAACAAUGACGUCGACGAUGUUGCGCAUGGUACCUGGCCCAACGUCAAUGACGGCGACCGUCCGACAAGCGUAUGCCGACGACGUUGGGUCGCCAGAUGUAGAGCUGGACGAGUUUGCAUCGGACUAUUUUGAUCUCGAAGAGUCCCUCAAGCGCUUGUUGUCGUUUGAUGGGUCGAUUGCGAUCGGAUCGGGCGAAGGCAUGGCGUGCUUGUGGGGUGCGUUGAAGAGCGUGCUACGUCCUGGUGACGUUGUUGUCAGUGGUGCUAACGGCAUUUACGGACAGGGAUUUGCAGACAUGGCGAAAGGGCUUGGCGCCACUGUCGUGACUGUUGAAAGUCCAUGGACGACAGGCAUCGAUCCCCAAGCAAUCAUCGCUGCCAUCCACGAGCAUAAACCACGACUUGUGACGAUCGUGCACUGCGAAACUCCCACCGGUAUUUUGAAUCCUCUGGAUGGGAUCGGGGCUGCAUUGCGGGAUGCGACCACGGACGGACUCUUCCUCGUGGACUUUGUUUCAAGCUCGUUUGCAGUUCCAUUGAACGUCACCGCCGAACUCAUCGACAUUGGCCUACUAGCCCCGCAGAAAGCCUUGUCCGGACCUGCUGCGCUGGCAGGGACGACUGUCUCUGACCGUGCAUGGAAGCGCAUUUUGGACGUCAAGUACCAAGGCUACGAUGCGUUGGCCCCAUUUCACGGCUUAACCCGAUCGGCGCCACUGUACACUCCGUACACACACAAUUGGCCUGCGAUUCGUGCGACGUUGCAAGCUUGUCGUGAGUUAGAGGCGGAAGGACUGUCCAACGUCAUUCAAAGGCAUGCUGCGGCCGCUGCAGCGUGCCAACAGUUGGCGACGGAGCUGGGACUCGCGCUGUAUUGCCAAAACCUCCACGUAGGUUCUAUCUCAUCAUUGUGAUCAAUGGAUGCUGAUGUUGAACACAUGAGACACUCGCAUAGUGGGCUGCGCCAACAGUCACGGCACUGCAUGUGCCGUCGCACGUUGCAUGGGACGACUUUGUCCAAGCGCUGAAGCGCGAACGCCUCAUUUGCGGAGGGAAUUACGGCGACUUAGCUGGAAAGGUGUUUCGCAUCGGCCACAUGGGGUCCCAAGGCAAGCCAGAGCUCGUGCGGCUGGCCAUGGCAUCGGUUUCUCGAGCAUUGAAGUCGCUGAGUUAGCAAGGCGUAUUUUCAUUUCUAUUGUCAAUUCGAAGUUACGGAUAUAGAAUAGAAACUCUUGCACUAUCCGGAGGGUUUGUUGCUAUUUCACGCGAAAAUAGAAAUUCUAAAGGACGUAAUUUCUAAAUAAUCCGGAUAAUGCCAAAAUAGCAACCGUAAAAACGAAGUUUGACUU